CCUACCAGUGCACCACUGUGGAAGGAAGACAGCAUUUUGCUUGUGUUGGGGCAGCUGAAGUCAGAUAGAGGCAUUUCAGUUUGUAUUUGAUCUAAUCUGUGGCUGAAGCCAUGGGACUUAAUCUACGUGUGGUGUUGCUAUGGCUGCUGGUUAUUGGAGAACUUGAAGCUUACAUUAAAUCUUCCUAUCAUGGUUCUAAUCCUGGCAUUUGGGACAUGAGCUACCAGCCCCAGGGGCCGAGCUACCAACCCAAGCACCAGCCUCAGGUACCGAGCUACCAGCCUCAGGUACCGAGCUACCAGCCUCAGGUUCCCAGCUACCUGCCCAAGCCCCAGGUUCCCAGCUACCAGCCCAAGCCCCAGGUUCCCAGCUACCAGCCCAAGCCCCAGGUUCCCAGCUACCCGCCCAAGCCCCAGGUUCCCAGCUACCCGCCCAAGCCCCAGGUUUAUUCCCUUCAUCCAAGGUCCCAGGCACCUCUCUACGAGGCCAAGCCUCAGCCCAUGCCCCAGGCGCCCCGCUACCAGGCCAAGCCGCAGCCCGUGCCUCAGCCCAUGCCCCAGGCGCCCCGCUACCAGGCCAAGCCGCAGCCCGUGCCUCAGCCCAUGCCCCAGGCGCCCCGCUACCAGGCCAAGCCGCAGCCCGUGCCUCAGCCCAUGCCCCAGGCGCCCCGCUACCAGGCCAAGCCGCAGCCCGUGCCUCAGCCCAUGCCCCAGGCGCCCCGCUACCAGGCCAAGCCGCAGCCCGUGCCUCAGCCCAUGCCCCAGGCGCCCCGCUACCAGGCCAAGCCGCAGCCCGUGCCUCAGCCCAUGCCCCAGGCUCCCCGCUACCAGGCCAAGCCGCAGCCCGUGCCUCAGCCCAUGCCCCAGGCUCCUCGCUACCAGGCCAAGCCGCAGCCCGUGCCUCAGCCCAUGCCCCAGGCUCCUCGCUACCAGGCCAAGCCGCAGCCCGUGCCUCAGCCCAUGCCCCAGGCUCCUCGCUACCAGGCCAAGCCGCAGCCCGUGCCUCAGCCCAUGCCCCAGGCUCCUCGCUACCAGGCCAAGCCGCAGCCCGUGCCUCAGCCCAUGCCCCAGGCGCCUCGCUACCAGGCCAAGCCGCAGCCCGUGCCUCAGCCCAUGCCCCAGGCGCCUCGCUACCAGGCCAAGCCGCAGCCCGUGCCUCAGCCCAUGCCCCAGGCGCCUCGCUACCAGGCCAAGCCGCAGCCCGUGCCUCAGCCCAUGCCCCCGGCGCCUCGCUACCAGGCCAAGCCGCAGCCCGUGCCUCAGCCCAUGCCCCAGGCGCCUCGCUACCAGGCCAAGCCGCAGCCCGUGCCUCAGCCUAUGCCCCAGGCGCCUCGCUACCAGGCCAAGCCGCAGCCCGUGCCUCAGCCUAUGCCCCAGGCGCCUCGCUACCAGGCCAAGCCGCAGCCCGUGCCUCAGCCCAUGCCCCAGGCGCCUCGCUACCAGGCCAAGCCGCAGCCCGUGCCUCAGCCCAUGCCCCAGGCGCCUCGCUACCAGGCCAAACCGCAGCCCGUGCCUCAGCCCAUGCCCCAGGCGCCUCGCUACCAGGCCAAGCCGCAGCCCGUGCCUCAGCCCAUGCCCCAGGCGCCUCGCUACCAGGCCAAGCCGCAGCCCGUGCCUCAGCCCAUGCCCCAGGCGCCUCGCUACCAGGCCAAGCCGCAGCCCGUGCCUCAGCCCAUGCCCCAGGCGCCUCGCUACCAGGCCAAGCCGCAGCCCGUGCCUCAGCCCAUGCCCCAGGCGCCUCGCUACCAGGCCAAGCCGCAGCCCGUGCCUCAGCCCAUGCCCCAGGCGCCUCGCUACCAGGCCAAGCCGCAGCCCGUGCCUCAGCCCAUGCCCCAGGCGCCUCGCUACCAGGCCAAGCCGCAGCCCGUGCCUCAGCCCAUGCCCCAGGCGCCUCGCUACCAGGCCAAGCCGCAGCCCGUGCCUCAGCCCAUGCCCCAGGCGCCUCGCUACCAGGCCAAGCCGCAGCCCGUGCCUCAGCCCAUGCCCCAGGCGCCUCGCUACCAGGCCAAGCCGCAGCCCGUGCCUCAGCCCAUGCCCCAGGCUCCUCGCUACCAGCUCAACCGCAAUUUUGGCUCUGGUCUUACUGCCCAGACUGAAGCUUCAACCAGCACAGGGGAUGCAGCAGGAAUGAGUGGGACCAAUUUCUAUGGAAGCAAAGGUGGAUUUGGCUACAGCCCCAACUAGAACAUAACCCAUCAACUGACGGAUCUCGGAUGUUUUUCAACUGAUGGGCCCUGUUGAAUUAAAGCUUGUGACAUGAUUGUCUUUGGAGAAAUAAAAUGCAAUUUGUAUGA
Messenger RNA from Thunnus maccoyii (southern bluefin tuna), 2293 nucleotides. Its product is annotated as vegetative cell wall protein gp1-like. The transcript is spliced from 7 exons. The coding region runs from base 111 to 2183 and encodes 690 amino acids. The record is from RefSeq and is a predicted model, not a curated record. NCBI's taxonomy places the organism in Eukaryota, Metazoa, Chordata, Actinopteri, Scombriformes, Scombridae.